UGUCACCUCAGUUAUCAUUGACACGAUCUCUAGCGCCAGUGCUCCUUUCAACUCCAAACUUAAGUGACAACAUCUACUUUCAACUCAAAGCUAACUUCAAUGGAUUCUUCUUCAGAUCUGCGAGCACCAAACGUCGCCAUGGGAGUUCAGAGAACGGAAGGGAACCCACUUGACCUUAAUAACUUACCUGCAGAAGACUACUCUAUAGAUGGUAAACAACACCUUGACGAUACCUCUUCUAAUUGUGAUGGAGGGUAUAGGAAAAAGAAAAGCGGCGGCGGCGGCGGCGUGGAUGAGUGCGGGAAGGUGUAUGAGUGCAGGUUUUGCUCCCUCAAGUUCUGCAAGUCUCAAGCUCUAGGGGGACAUAUGAACCGCCACCGCCAAGAGAGGGAAACAGAAACGCUAAACCGAGCUCGGCAGCUUGUUUUCAGUAGUGACACGAACAUAUUAGCUCAAGGGCCUCAUCACAUUAUGGGGUAUCAAACAAGCAACAUGGGCAUGUACCCGACAAGGAUGUUUCCCGGAACCUCCACCGCCGCUGCAGCCAUACCACCACCGCCUCCUCCCGGACAGCGGCCGCAUCAACAAUUUAUGUACGCUUCCUCUCCACAGUAUCCAGUGAAUGACUAUUUAGUCGGCCCCAUCCUCUCCACCACCCAAUCCAACCCUAAUAACUACACCGCCGCCGUGCCUAACCUAGAAAGCAGCUACACCUGCAUCGGCGCUCCGGUGAAGCAUGGGGCGUUACCCGGCGGCGGAAUAGGCAGCUUGGGAGCUGUCCCCACCAGCGGCGGUGGUGGUAGAGACAUGCAGCCGCUCUACACUAAUGCUCCGCCGAUCAGUCGGUUUCAAGACGGGUUCUAGCUUAGUCUACGUAUGUAGGUCAGGUCUUGUAGCUUCUAGCUGGCUUAUUAGUGAGUUUUAAUUUGGUUUUUUGUUUUUAAAUGGAAAAUGAAAAAAGGAAGAAAAUGUGACUGAAACACUAAUCUGAUCGGAAAAAGAGAGAAUCCCAGAAAAAGAAAAAGUUGAUUAAACUUAUUUAUGGAUUGGAUUAUUGGAAUCUGUGUAUUUUGUAAUGUUUUUGUACAACAAAAGAACUGUUGUUAGUCACUGUUGUUGGGCUAUGUCUUGUCUGGGAUAACGUAACAACGUACGGAGUAGUAAUUGGAUUUCAACUGAAUGUCACUCACCAG
Cuscuta europaea is the source of this 1193-nucleotide messenger RNA. The record is from the annotation of a GenBank genome assembly. NCBI's taxonomy places the organism in Eukaryota, Viridiplantae, Streptophyta, Magnoliopsida, Solanales, Convolvulaceae.